This is a messenger RNA of Magallana angulata, 1411 nucleotides long. RefSeq names its product N(4)-(Beta-N-acetylglucosaminyl)-L-asparaginase-like. Gene Ontology annotation, cellular component: lysosome. The transcript has 8 exons. Lineage: Eukaryota; Metazoa; Mollusca; Bivalvia; Ostreida; Ostreidae. Gene Ontology annotation, molecular function: N4-(beta-N-acetylglucosaminyl)-L-asparaginase activity. Bases 88 to 1221 code for a protein of 377 amino acids. Gene Ontology annotation, biological process: protein deglycosylation. The record is from RefSeq and is a predicted model, not a curated record.
UGUCACACUCUCACAUUCCAGACAGGUAAUCACAGGUAGUAAGGAGGCUCUCAGACGGUCUUGGGGGGAGAACGGAACCAGACAAAGAUGGGACUGGGACUCUACUGGGCAGUUCUUCUGUGGGUGAUGGUAGGGGCGGGGUCUGGGGUGCGGAUCGUGAUCAACACCUGGCCAGUGACCAACUCCACGAAGGCAGCUUGGGGCACAUUGCUGAACAACGGAAGUGCAGUUGACGCCGUGGUCAGCGGAUGUAGUCAAUGCGAGGCUGAGCAGUGUCGGGGGACGGUGGGACCCAACGGAAGUCCUGACGAAGAAGGGGAAACCACUCUGGACGCCAUGAUUAUGGACGGGUCGACCAUGGAUGUGGGUGCCGUGGGAUGUCUCCGCCGGGUGAAGACCGCCAUAGCUGUGGCCCGGGCGGUGAUGGACCACACAGACCACACCCUGAUGGUGGGGGACUUGGCGACAAAUUUUGCCUUGGAGAUGGGAUUCAGCGAAACAAAUUUAACAGGGAAUAGGUCUCUGAGCAAAUGGAAAGCCUGGUUGGCGAGCCACUGCCAGCCGAACUUUAGACAGGACGUCACGCCGGACCCGCGGCAAAGUUGUGGGCCUUACACUCCCAAAACACAGACAAUGGAGGAUCCCGAGGAACAGGACAGUCCUGGUAACGACAUUCAGAGUGCCUCUGCGCACAACAUUGGCGAAGAUAAUCACGACACAAUCGGAAUGAUUGUUAUUGACCAAUCAGGAAGAAUCAGUGCUGGAACGUCAACCAAUGGACUCACAUAUAAGAUACCCGGACGUGUUGGGGACUCUCCGAUAAUGGGCGCCGGAUCUUACGCAAUGAAUGGCGCUGGCGGAGCAGCGGCGACCGGAAAUGGUGACGUCAUGAUGAGAUUUCUUCCAUCUUUUAACGCAGUGUCACAAAUGCAGGCUGGGGUUGAUCCAACAACAGCGUUACAGAAAGCGAUGGCACCCAUUAUAAAAUUUUACCCAUCAUUCCAUGGGGCAAUGAUUGCUGUAAACAUGGAUGGCAAAUACGGUGCUGUUUGCCAUGGCUACACAAACUGGACAUUUUGCGUAGCAGACGACUCUUCACCGGAAGUCCAACUUCACUUCAUAGACUGCAAGAGCAGUAUGACAGGAGUGAAUUCAGCAAACGCGGAUACAUACCAAGCUAAACUUUUACUUAUCAUCUUCAUCAGCAGUUUUGUAUUUUGAUGUCUUGUAAAUCGAGAGAACUAAAUUGUUGAGUCCAGAAAAGUGAGACGCGACCUACCCGAUAUUUAUAAUCAUGUCUUACUGACAGUUAGCUGACGUGGGUAUUUUUAGCAGAAGUUAUUUGUAAAAGGGUUUAUAAGAUUUAUCUUUUAAUGAAUAAAUCACCUUUCGACAUAAGGCACUAACUUUA